AAGAAGAAAAAGAAAAGCAUGACGAGCAAGAGGAAGAGGCGUAUCGGCAAUCCCGCCUAGUUGAUUCGCAUUCAAAAGACGACAAAGAACGCACAGAACGAAAAGACCUAAAUUAUAUUGCUUAUGACAGCACAGACGAGUUCCACUACGAAACGGACGAUCUAUACCAGUCAUAUGAGAGCGAUUACGCAGAUUACGAGAGAAAACUAAGAGAAAAGAUGGAGAAUACUGACUCUCCAACAGAAAGUGAAAGCGAGAGUGAGUUUCACGCAGCACCGAUAAGAGACCAAGAACGAGACAGUAUUACUGUCACUAGUUCUACAAGCUCUCCUGCUCUGUUUGAAGACGACGACGACGACGACGACGACGACGACGACGACGACGAUGCUGAUUACACGACAAGUCAAGAUGAUAGUACAGAAGAGAAAGAGAGCCAUGAGGAAAACUUGUCUGUUGAUGACAGUUAUUACACUAGUACCGCAGACAGUGGAAGUAGUAUUGAAACAUAUUACAGCGAUAGAGACAGAGAAGACGAUAAAGUCACUGUGUCUACUUCGAGGGCUGUUACUGCCUUGUCUGRCCUUCAAGACACCGGCCAAGACCUCGAAAACAAUGACACAGAAGAGAAAGACGAUGAGAAUGAUUUUGAAAGCCAACUCGAGACAAGAUCAAGGUCAAGAUCAAGACCCGAUACAAGGUUAAUUAGCGGCCAGUCUGACAGCCCUCGUCACAGUCCUCUCAGUGAAGUCGAGCGGAGGUCAUAUCAGUUUGACGAGUGUGAGGAAACCAUCUUUGAUAUGAUGGAACUACAUUUCUCAAGCCCUGAACCCGAACUUUCCGCAGGCAGAAACACAAUGGAAACCAAAGUUAAGAGGAGAGCUCACGGCGGGAAUCAGAAAACUACGAAGCUUAGAAGAGAAAAAAUGAGAAGGAGAAAAGAAAUAAAAAGACUUAGACUCGAACUUUAUCGCGAUUCAGAGACGGAGGAUGAUGAAGAUACGUUAAAGAAACAAAGAGCGCGGGAAAAAAGGAGAAAAACUUCACUCAAAAAUAUCAAACGAACGAGAACUUAUUCCGAUUUUUUCAAAAACGAAGGUGAGAAAAAUAAAGCGUCAAGUAUUGAGCCAAGGGAGACAUCGUUUAGUUCCAGUUCGGGUGACGAAUGGCGGGAACGAGUCUGUACCUCUCAGGAAGUGACGUCACCGAAGUCCAGCUAUGUCACUAAAACCCGUAGUGACGUUACUAGAGACAUCAGCGCCGCAUCCCAGAAUACCUCAUAUUCCUCCUCGGCAUAUUUGGACGAAGAAAGCGAUUACGUCAGCAGUCGAGAUCUACCUUCGCCUCCACCAAUCAAAGAAGUGAGAAAAAUAUUCUGGCCAAUCAGUGGUAGGAUUAAAGAGCUUCCACCAAUCAGAGCGCAAGCCCUGUCUCAAGAAAGGAGGAUUCGUUUCCUGACUCUUGGAAAACUCGCUACCAAUAAACCGUCGAAAAAGAGAACCAAAAAAAGCCAAUCUGCAAGUACAAGAACUGUGAAAACAGAGGAAACAUCCAACAUGGUGCAAAGGAUUUUGUCAGCAAACAGAAACAAGAUUACUAAGCUCUACAAUACAGUGGAAGAACUCCAACAUGAAGUUGAUAACUUACGGCAGGAAAAUAAAACUUUAAAAAGAUUGCAUGUUAAGCAGGAAAAAGAACUGAAACAGAUCGAAAAAGCCGAGGCAAGCUUGCCUCAACUUUUACAGAGACACAGUGCUGAAUUACGGACUUAUCGUGAAAGAUUAAAGAAAACAAAAGGGGACAUGACAAAGAAGGAAAGGGAGUCACAUACUCAUGACUUGGAAAUAACCAAACUUAGAGAUAAAGUCCAACACUAUAAAGCAUUGGAUAAUGACAAGAAACUUGAAGAAAGGGCUGCUUUAGCAAGAAAACUUGAAAAAGUGGAGAAAUCAUUGUCUGAGAGAGAUAAAAGAAUUAUGGACCUACAGAAAACUAUUACAUUAGCAGAAAAAGGAAGGCAAAGGGAAAUAAAAGAACAACAGGAAAGACAUAAAAAGGCUGCAGAAGAACUAAAGAUUGUCAGAGAUCAAGUUGCAUUUCUCCAAGAAAAAUUAAAGGAAAAAGAAAAAAUGUUGGACAACACAAAUGUUUAUUAUGGAAGUAUCCAAAAGAGAUUUAAAAAAUCAAAUCCACUUGCUCUUCCUCCUGUUCGACCAGAAGACUUGCAUUCAAUGAAGGAUAUUGAAAGUACUGUGCCUCAUUCCGACAAAAAGAGAAGCAAUGUUUUCAUAACAAAUGGCUCAAGUGAUGCAAGUUCAUAUAUGGCAGAAAGUGAAGUUGGGAAAAGACAGAAUGACAAUAAAAAUGGUGUUUCAAAAAGACUUGAUUUCGAAAAGAUGGAGGAUACACGACUAAGAGAAGUCCUCGAAAGGGAAGAAAGAAGAAGGAAAGAAGAAGAGGAUGCAAGGAAACGAGAGGAGGAGCGUAAAAGAGAGCAAGAAGAGGAGUUUGAAAGAAUGAGACAGAUGAAAAAGAGGCAAGAGGAUGAAAAGAAGAGACUAGAAGAAGAGAGAAAGAAACAAGAAGAAGAAAGAAAGAGGCAAGAAGAGAAAAAGAAACAACAAGAAGAAAGACGAAAAGAAGAAGAAAUGAUCAGAAAAAAGAGAGAAGAGGAGGAAAGAAUAAGGAAGGAAAAAGAAGAGCAAGAAAGGUUGAAAUUUAAAGAAGAUGAAGAAACAAGACGCAAAAAGGACCUUCUGCUUGCUCGCAUGAGAGCUAUAGAUGGAGAACAUAGUACUAAACCAAAUGGAAUCAUUGACAUUGAUCUUGGUUCAAAAUCUCGAGAAGAGAAGCCAAAGAAGCUGCCAAUUUUUUUACAGGGUUCAGAAAAACCCAAAGAAACUGGGGUUUCUCAUGACAACGAAAAACUUAAAAAUGGCUCCAAUACUUCUGUACGAUCAAAACAUAGUCAAAGCUCUUCGUACGACUUCAAAGAAACCAUUCAAAAUCUACACCAUGGACUUCCUGCUCACCCUUCUGAUCAACAUCUACGUUCCGUUGCUCCUAAGGGUCGAGGGGACAGCCUUGGUGAAGAUGAUCUAGUAUUCGGAUCAUAUAAACCAUCAGUUGUAAAACGUGAAGUCAAAAAAUCGGACACUUUUGGUUCAUACAAUCCUUCUUUCAGUGAUUCAAAGGACACUGGACUGGAUUUUAGUAGAAAGCAAGAGCGCAGUAAAAUUUCCUCUCCAUCAAAGGAUAAUGAACUCCUGUUUGGGUCUUACCAACCAACAUUUGGUGCAGCUAAGGGAAAUGAUGGAUCCACAAGAAGAGGUGGUAGGCGAGGUCGAACCGAUCUAGGUCAAAACUCAAACUCAAUUUUUGGGGACGAUUUCUUAAGUAACAACAAUUCAAAAGAAAAGCAAUCGAAACCUCUAUUCAGUGAAGAUUCUUUUAACAAAUCUAAUGACAAGUCAUAUCCUUGGGAAAAAAAGGUCAAUGUUGCUAAACAAUCAGUUGACGAAAGCUUGUUGCCAAGACGACAGAAGAUCCAGCAGAGUGUGAACAAGGGACAUGAGCAGAAUGUACCUGCCGUCAAGAAUGUUUUGAAUGAUACUAUAGAUGAUGAUAUAGAGGAAGUGACAUUAUAAAAUAAUUAUUUUUCCAAAAAUGUUUUAAAAGAAUCUAUGUGUGCUGUGUGUGUGAGAAAGAAAGAAAGAAAACUGAUAGAAGAAGAAAUAGAAAUACAAAAUUAAUAGUGACAAGAACUUUUGUACAACAUAAACUUCUGGAUUCUGAAA
This is a messenger RNA of Actinia tenebrosa (Australian red waratah sea anemone), 3794 nucleotides long. RefSeq lists its product as uncharacterized. The record is from RefSeq and is a predicted model, not a curated record. Gene Ontology annotation, cellular component: axoneme. Gene Ontology annotation, biological process: intraciliary transport. Lineage: Eukaryota; Metazoa; Cnidaria; Anthozoa; Actiniaria; Actiniidae.